Molecule: messenger RNA, 493 nt
Organism: Bactrocera tryoni
Lineage: Eukaryota; Metazoa; Arthropoda; Insecta; Diptera; Tephritidae
Exons: 3
Coding region: 89-493 (134 amino acids)
Source: RefSeq, a predicted model, not a curated record
CUGUCGAAAUUUUCGUUGAGCAUCGAAAUGGCUGUCGAACAGAAUUUACCUAUCGACAGCGUAGCGUAGUGAAUGGAAAUUUGUGAAAAUGUCGAAAGUCGUGAGCACUAAACAGCAAUUGGAAAAACUGGUAGCUUUAAUGGAAGAAAAUCCACAAUUUGCAAGAGGGAUUUGCACCAAAGUUCAGGCGGCAACAAAAUGGGAGGGAUUUGCUUUGGACCUGAACUGUUUGGGUCCACCAACUAGACCAGCGGCAAAGUGGAUGAAGGUAUGGGCUGAUAUGAAGUCAAAGACAAAGAAAAAACUGUCGCAAAACAAAACGGAGUACAGAGCAACAGGCGGAGGUACUAACAGGCUGCAGAGAUUUUCUAAUACUGAAGAUAGUAUUAUUGGCUUACUCGAGUUUGAUGCCUGCAUAAACCCGCCGGGAGCCGAAUUUGGUCUGGAUAUAGGUGGCGAUGUUGAACCACAACUUUCAGCUCCACCAAGUUAA